This is a messenger RNA of Pseudo-nitzschia multistriata, 4046 nucleotides long. NCBI's taxonomy places the organism in Eukaryota, Bacillariophyta, Bacillariophyceae, Bacillariales, Bacillariaceae. The record is from the annotation of a GenBank genome assembly.
GUAGAUACUAUUUUCCUUCUCUCAUCUCGAACUACGAGUAUGGUACCUGGUACUGGAACGCAUUSGAUAUUUUACGACACCAACGACCAAACGGUUGGCGAGGUGCUUCCACCCMCGGUUCCAUUUUCGUAGCUCUUUCCCUGCCCACCCAGCAGCCAUGGCGGAACGGCCCAGCCCUCAAUCGAUCGGCAUCUGCGCCCUCAUCGCGCUCUACUCCGACCCGAAUUCCCACCUUCACGAACUCGAGGACGACGAGGGAUCUCCGAUCGCCGGGUCGGGAAACAGGGUAGCCGCCUUUCUAGAGGAGAGCGUCUUUGGAACCCACCGUGUGGCCCACCGCGUGGCCUACCGCGGAAUCAAGUGGAAUGGCAACAGCAGCGGCAACAACAGCAGCCAGGACGACGACGACGACGACCACCCGGGAGCCAAUGCCCUCGGACGUUGGAUGGAACGGCUCCGCUCCCGGCUGGGGAMACAGGCCCGAGACCUCCUGGCGGAAACCCUGCGGAUGGCCUCGGAGUCUGUCGACGCGCUAGUGGACCUCUUCGACUCCCUCCGGGGGGCCAUGCACGAGGGCCUUGUCGACGCUUCGAGCCUCCACGGGCUCUAYCUGCGGCAGCACUGCCUGGGAUUCGGCGAGCUCUCUUUCGAGUCGUCCGUCCUGCUGUGGCGGGCCCUGGGGGACCGCGUGCGGRACAUGGAUGCACGGGGCGGAGACUCCGCUUUCGAACCAAGCGAAGCCCAUAGCGGUGGUGGCAGCAACAAAAACCUUAUCGAUAUCGACACCGGCAUCGAUACCGGCAUCGACAUCGACAGCAAUUUUGCCUCUUGUUCCUGGCCUCUUUCCACCGAGCAGCUGCAAUCCAUCGUGCGCGAAGACUGCAUUGGCUUCGAGAGGGACCGAGGCACAGAAAGCAACCACGACGCGGGUGCAAAUGACUACAGCAGAACCAACACGAAUGGCGUCGGMAAAGGAAGACACGAAGCCAACAACAACACUGACGCUCUUCCCAUUGMCACGAAUUCAAAUUCCGACGACCGMCGGAGCCGACGGGGGCGGUGGUCCUUUGAACGGAUGGAGGUUYACAUUCGAAAGAUGCUAGCUAUCGAUCCGGAGCUUCCCGUGGCGCACUUUCUGCGAUACMUGAAUUGCUUGCGACACGGAGAACGUGUCGGUGCACUGGAAGCUCUCCACGAAUACUUUGAUCACUCUAUGGUCCAACACACCCAGAACCGGAAUAGUGCUUCCGGAGAUGGUUUCUCGAGGGACAUCCUGCAGUUCUCGGCGAUCCUCCUGGCCAUGACCCACUCGUCCUUUGGAAACUCGAACCUGGCUCUCCUGGCCACCGAAGAAGCCGUCCGYGUCGCGCAGCAAUCCAAGGACGCGGCCUGCGUCGCCUUUGCCCUCGGGUGGCUCUACGAACACCGCGGCCAGGGAAUCGCAGAGCGCACCGAGCUCCUGCGAAGGUGCUCUCGCCGCGCUUCGGGAACCCAGCUGCGCCCGCUGGUGGCCGGGGCGCAGCUGACGCUGGCGAGRAGCGCCCUGCUGGGGGAGGGUGGCCAAGCCAACAACCCCGCGAGCGGAGUAGCCGCCGGUUUGCAAGAGGGGGGGCAAAGCCGGACCGCCACCUCCUGGAACCAUCUCCUCCAGGUCACUGCGGAACCGAGCACGGACCACGGUGGGGCCUUUGAUCGACCGACGCACCUGUCGCAAAAUCCCAGGGAGGUCCUGGAGAGCAUGGCCCUCCAACGGCUGGUUUCCGCGGGAAUAUGGGAUUCUCUGGGGAUGCCGGUCAUGUCCAAGUGGGCCUCCAAGGCGGCCCUGAGUCAACACCACCAGCUGUCCUACGACGACCUGCUUGCGGCAAUCCAGAACAUCGCCAGGUGUGCCCUGCAUGGUUCUCCCCCGAAGCAAGCGAACCGUACCAAGAAGAACCAGAACGGCCAGAAGGAAUGCUGUGCCUAUGCGAGAGCCAUCGACGCCAUGCUGCAACUGCGGAUCGAACUGAACCUGGACGGAAACGAUCUCGAGGAACCGAUUCUCCAGCACCUGGCCCUGGUCUUUCACGAAUGGGCCGUCCGUCGCGGCGACACUGACGACGCGAUGGCACUACAAACCAUGCUGGAUUCGUACCUCCAUCCCGGAUUGUACAACCGAGACCGGCUCUAUGCCGACAUUCGGUUGCAGAAACACCUUUUUUUCUGCCACACAAAAAACUGGGAAAAAGCCAAGCAAGUCGGCACGGCGCUUGUCCGAUACUGCAAACAAAAAGGAUUCCUGGAACACCAGGUGCGAGUACUGAUUCAAAUGGGAAUCGCAGAGCUGGAAGUGGAUCGGAACCAGUGCACCACGGCCUUGUCGCCGCUGCUAGAGGCGCUGACCGUGUGCGAACAGACGGAAAUGCAUGGCCUACACGCUGCGGCCAUGUCGAUCCUGGCCCGGGUGUUUUUGGGGCUCCGAAACCCGAAGCGCGCCAUUGCUGUUCUCGAUGGGACGCUGCCGGCGCUGCUGCAGCGGGAGCACGUCUGGUUUCGGGCGGAAGCCUAUCUCUCCCUGGCCAGGGCCCACCUUGCGCUCGCCGCAAGCCACGGAGAAGCCCGGGGCCGAGCCCCUGGUGCUUCCGGGAGACGGCACCACCGGGCGCUCCGGGCCCUCGGCGAGGCCGUGCGUUUGUUCGAAGAGUGUCAGGACCGGGGGCGGYUGCGGGAGACCUGCUACCUGCAGGCCCGCAUCCACGCGCUGCUCCGCAACACCAAAGAGCGCGACGAGGCGUCCGAGCGGUUUCUGGUACUGGCGGGCCAUCCMGCGGCCGACCCCGGACCCGACGGAGGGGUGGGUUCCAGCCACCGCGGAAGYAUUCUAGACGCCAUCGGCAAUCCGCACGCGAUCCGGGUACUCGUGGGUCGAUCGGUGCACUCGUGAAACCGAGUCAAGGYGGAUUCCGUCGUGCUCGGCUCAAUUCCGGGCUGCGGGCCGAGCCCCCCUGCCCCAUCCGACWAGGGAAGACACGAGUCGGACGAAAGCACAUGCAAGAAACCUUUCCUACAUGACUUUUAACACAAACUAAACUAAGCAAGCUAACAUGGAUCGACCCUCCUUGUACAUUUCAAUUUACAUCGAAAAUGCCUUCAAGACACGACAGAGUGGAGAGAAUCUCAGACCCCCAUGGACUUUACCCCGGACUUUCCGCCUCCCUUGCUGCUAUUUAGGCUCUUUUUCGACUUCUCCUUGGUGCACCAGGAGCAUCCCUCAGUGAACAAAAUAAAUACGUUCUUCAUCCCUUGGGAAUCCGUAGCACUGUUUGACGCAACUCAAAGUCACCAUAGAGAACAGUCCUCCAUCCAAAGUGAGGGGACACAAUUCAGAAAAAUAUAGAUGUUUCCGAUGGACGAAAAAUGUGUUUUCUACUAAAUUAUUAAGUUUUCAAAAUACCUUCGUUUACACUUCCAUUCCCAYAACGAAAAUGCCUCAAGUGCGACAACGCGUAUAGAAUCUCAAACGAGCAAGGACUUAGCACCAGACUUUCCACUGGACUGGCCACCGGAUUUGCUCUUCUUGCUCUUUUUUGGCUUGGGGUUCUCGAACAUCUCGGUCUCUGUGCAAAAUGGGCAUCCAGUACAGGGGCGGAGAGUGCCCUCACUUCCAAAAUUGCACGAGCGGUCGCUGCAGUACAUGUUGCACUGGGCUGCCGGUGGAUUACAAAACCCACAGUCCUCGCAAGAGGAGUCGCUGCAGGUCAAGGGCAUGCAAUGCAUGUCGCAUCUCUUGGGUUGGGUCUUACACCAAUUGCAGCCGGAGCAAAAGUCCUGAGAAYCUGCGCACACAAAAUCGGAACACCAAGCUGCGCAAGUGGGGGUUGGUUCGAACGGGRCUUUACAGAAUUCACAAUUUUCACAAAAACCGCUGCCGCACGACACAGGAGAGCACCAAGUUUCACAUUGCUGACAUAUUGGACAGCCUCCACAUUCUUCCGGAGUUGCACUACAACUAAAUGCUGGCGGAAAUUGAWACUUCCACUCCCCGUCAACAAAUGUAAACGCUUGAU